UUUUAAAGUAAAAUAGCUAAUUUCAUAUCAAUACGUAUUGUAAUGAGAUGUCCAGCUAGCACUUUUAGCGCUCCUUUGUAGGUUUUUCCAAUAGGAUUGUAACUUAGUAGUCAGCAUAAAUUACUUUUGAGCGAAAGGACUGUCAAUAACCUUUGACAUGUGUCAUUGCUUACGUGUCAGCUCGUACCUUCAUUUUGUUAGAAUACUUCCAAGUAUUUUGUAGAUUACAGUUAGUUUUCUGCUGGCGCUCUGCUUUAAUAAUUUGGUUUGAAGUGUGGAGGUAGGCGCGUGCGGCAGAUCCGAUGGAGCUGCAAGCACUGCUAGUACUGUGUGGGGUGGGAGUGGCCGGUCUCGCCAUGCUGCUGCUCAUGGGGCUGUUCUCAGCCUCAGGCACUAGCUAUGAGGAAGCUAUAGCUCAGCAGCGGCGAGCUACUACUGAACUACUUGCUCUUGCUGAAAGUAAAAACAAACCUAAGAAGAAAGAAAAGAAAGCUAAUAAGAAGUUAGCAAAGAAGGAAAAGAACAAGGAAAGUGCAGUGGGUAUGACAGGCAGUGAGGUGGAGAGUGAGGCACCAGCCGAGAGUGGAGUAGAAGAUGAUGUGGUUCCCGCUACCAAGGGACAUGUGGAGUUCUCUUCUUCUGUUGUAGUUGAUGUGCCACGGGACACCCCACCAAAUGUGAAGAUCCGCAAACGCGGCAAGGAUCCUAAAGUAAAGCCGAUACUGCUAAAUAAAGAGGAUCCGAGUUGCGUUAGUGAUCCUAGUACGCUGCCAGAAAACUUGACAACUACUGUUGCCAACCACUUUGAGGAAAUGCAUCCCAAAGACGAGUUCGAAUUGAUGCAUUCAACUCUCGUAGCGGAAAAAGCUCCGGAGAAAGUGGAAGAAGUUUCGGAGAAGAAGGAGGCCAAGGUGGCGAAGGCAUCGAAGCCUGCCAAGACUGUUGCCAAGGCUGCUGUAGCACCUGUUGAGGUCGUCAAGGAGGAAGUCACCAGGGAACGACACAACAGCGGAGAGUCUGCUAAGGAGCAGCGCAAAAGUAAGAAGGCUGAAAAGAAGCCCGUCGAGGAAGUGGCUGAAGUAGUACGUGAGGAGGUGGUGCCGCCGCUGAACGCGCCCCAGCCGAGUGAGCUGACGACCGACAAGCUGCUGAAGCAGGCGCUGGUGACCGCGCAGCCGCCUGCCGCCUCGCCGCCGCCCAAGAACAAGAAGAAGAAGCCCGAACCUAACGUGCUUUCGCUGAUGGCAGCGGGCGACAGCGGCGGCGUUAAUGUUGGGGAGCUGGUGCGUGUUGUUCGCGAGGCCGCUCUGUCUCGCACUGAAAUACAGAUCCUCACCGACGCCUUGCUCAACAAGCACCACGACCCACUGCCCGAGCAUUCUGAAUGGACUGAGGGCCCCAACGACCCCAUACAAAAGUUGAAGAAGCAGCUUGCCGACAAGGAGAAAGCUCUGGCCGAUGAACUGGAAGCGUCGCAGGCGCUGCACGCGAAACUGAAGGAGCUCAGGGGCACGCUGAACGCGGAGCGCGGGCGCGCGGCGGCGGCGGCGCGCGCGGCCGAGCAGGCGGCGGCCGGCGCGCGCGCCGAGCUGCACACGCAGCAGGCGCGCCUGCAGCGUCUGCUCGACGACAACCACCAGCUGGCGCAGGAGAAACUCAUGCUCCAAUCGAAAUUGAGUGCGGAAGGUGAAGUGCAAGCUCAGCGCGUGCAAAUGGAGCUGCAUAUUCAGAGGCUGUCUGAGACAGAAGCAGCGCUCCUGGCGCAGCUGGCAGCUCUGCAAGGCGAGCUGAACGCGCACGCGCUGGAGGUGGGCCCGCUGCGCAUGGAGGCGGCCGCCGCGCGCGACUCCUGCGUCAUGGCGCAGCAGCACGCCGCAGACCUGGCGCAGCAGCUGCAGGAGGCUAACCGCGCGUUGAGCGAACUCGAGCAGCAACGCCAGCUUGCCGUUCACAGCGAGCAGCGCGCGCAGCAAGAGCUGAGACAGCUGCAGGAGAGACUCAGCGGUAUGGCAGACCUUCAAAAUGAGGUUCAGAGAUUGGCGGCCCAUGCCCAGCAAGUCGAAAGUAAGGCCGAUCAAGCUAAGGAAGAAUCAGAAAAAGAAAUUCAACAGUUGUCAGGCGAAAUUGCAUCGCUGCGAGAACAGUUAAUUACCCGUGAGACUGAACUUGCCGAAAUCAAACAGAUGAAAGCAGCAGCACCCACUCAGAAUGGACUGCCCAACGCUAACGAGCAACUCAAGGCGGCGGAACUGGCCAAGAUCGAGAGCAUAGUGGAGUCCCUGCGCGACGAGCUGGCGGCGGCGCAGCGCGGCAGUCGCGAGCAACGCGAACAGAUCGCGCGGCUGCAGGACCAGCUGCUGCAGUACCAGGAGAAGAAUAAUGAAUUGCGAACUAAAAACUGGAAAGUAAUGGAGGCGUUACAGUCUGCCGAAAAGUCCCUUCAGAUGAAAUCGGCAAGUGCGUUGCCGGCCCAAGACUCAGUGCGCGAGGCCAUAGCGAAGGCUACGGAGGCGCAGUACCUGGAGGUGGCGCGAGUGCUGCGCGCGGCGUGGGCCGGGCCCGCGCCGGCCGCCGCGCCCGCCGGCCCGCCCGGCCCGCACUGGCUGCGCGCCUACGCCGACAGCCUGCGGGAACACCUCGCCAGCCCCGCGCCGCCCGCGCAGCCCGCGCCGCCCGCGCCCGCCUCAGCGGCCGACGACGAGCGGCUGAAGGACCUCAUCCAGCAGAACGAAUACUCACAAGCACUUGUCGAUAAAUACAAGAGGAUUAUAGAUGACACCGAGGGAGUGUUGAGCCGCCUACAACAGAACGUGACGCUCGAGGAGCAGCGGUGGGCGCAGCAGCUGGCCGACAAGCAGCGCGAGCUCGACGACCUCAGGCAGCGCACCGUACUGCAGGAACCUCUGGCGUUUGCAUACUCCUGCAUAGAAAAGUCAUUGCCCACGAUCGUAGAGGAGAUGCAAAAGAAAAUAGAUUCAUUACAGGAAGAACUACAUCAGGCGAAAGGUUCCAAUCACAAUCACACUUUCGCUGAUGCGGAACGAAUUGCCGAGGAAAGACUCAUUGCCGGUUUGUCCGAAAAACACAACGUAGAUGUUAGCAAUGGACCGUUACAGAUGGGGCUCGAAGAAAAAUAACAACAGGCAAGUGUAUGCGAGAAGUAUCGAGGUGUCAUUCCUGGAGAGCGGGGCGCGACCGCGCGGCCCCGCGCCGCUCAGGUGUAUGUUACUAUUAAAUCGAUAUUGGUAAUAUGAUUAUAAGAGACUCGCAAACUAACGCUCAGAAUGUAAUGUUCCAAAUUUAUCAUACUCGACAUACAAUCGCAGUAAUCGUCCAAACAAAUUAUUUUUAACUCGAAAAUUGCCAUUAAGUAAUGUUGAUGUUUCCGUUCUAUUAGUACCUACUUUACAAAAUAAGUGUACUUCCCAAUAAAUUAAAUGCUGUAAAACCUUCAUGAGACUUUCGUAAAGAACGAAAGUGGUAUCUAGGCAGCGAAGUAGUUGGCAGCACUCUAGACAUAUUAAUGCACAGGAUUACCUUUCGCCGACUAUUCCCAGCUAAAUAACUGACUGAAAAGUGGCAGCAUACAACACAAUAUAAACAAAAUUAACAUAUGUUCGUUUAAUGGUAUGUAUUGUAUACUAACGCCACUUGUAUACUAUAUUUUACGUCCGUAUAAUUAGUAUUAGCGGAGAAAAUACGCUUGAAUUUAUUUCAUUCGGUGUGACGUGAAUUAAUUCAGUAGCGUUAUGCUGCUUAUCGUAGGGAAGAUUUCAAUUUUAUUCAUUAAUUUAAUUGAAAACUAUGCCAUAACACUUAUUUUGAAUCACGAAUCUUAUGUUAAGCUUGUCGACUGUUGGCAAGUUAGCACAAAAUUCCUUUAAAGUUGUAUUAGUGAUUUUGGGACUGUAUAGGCAAUACGAUAAUUUUAUAGUACUAGUGUAACUGCUUGGUCUAUGUAUCAUAUUCAAUCAUGAAUACAAAAAGUUUAUUUAUUUGCCCGAUCAAAAGAUAUUUUAAAAGUUUGAUUGUGAUGUUUAAAAUAAAAUCAAUUUCUAUGUGGCAAAUGAGCAAUAUUGAUGAUCUUGAUGAAUAUUUAUGUAUGUUUUAAACCUAGUUAGCUUAUAAAAAACGAUUUUAUAUUACGGAAAUAAACAAAGAAAAUUGUGACGUGCGAUUGUAUAAUUGAAAUUCCCAUAUUCCUAAUUUUGGUAUUCCCACAUUUUUAAUUUGCCGAAUUAUCAAUUUUCUAUUCUUAAUAAUUUUAAGGAAUGUUAUUUACUCUUUAGAAUUAUAUCAUUAUUUAUAAAUAUUUUUUUUUUAUCUAGCGCAUAAUCAUUUUUGUCAGUGCCUUAGGGUAAGAUUUGAAUUUAAAAUGCUGACUGUUUUAUUUCUAGUAAUAAAUAAAUCAAAUGCUUGUUAACGGUAAGAUCUAUAAUUGAAGUUAUUUUUACGUUAUUUUUAUCAAUUUCAAUAGUGCUCGACGAGUGUAGUGAAUCACUGUGUCAAAUGUUCUGAGUAUACAGUAGAACGCCCGUGUCUGCGACUCUUUGGAACGUUUCUGUAUGAAUGAAACCCAAUAUUUGAGACUUUUAUGUUAAUUUUAAAACAAUAACUUAUAAAUUGUGCUGUGUUGACUUGAAUUGUAUGUUUCGACAAAUAUUGACUUGAAUGUGCUAGAUGCUGAGAAUCUUAGACCAGUGUUCAAAACAAAGGGUAAAUGAAAUCGCAGCAAUCGAGUCCGCGGAUACGGGGUCACACUUUUAGUAGUAGAAAUAAUAUUAUGAAAUCUAAUUGUAUAAUACGUAAGCCACUUUGUAUGAUAAUAGAAAGACAUCAAAUAAACUAUUUCCUAAUUUA
Trichoplusia ni (cabbage looper) is the source of this 4860-nucleotide messenger RNA. Its product is annotated as ribosome-binding protein 1-like. Bases 303 to 3137 code for a protein of 944 amino acids. Lineage: Eukaryota; Metazoa; Arthropoda; Insecta; Lepidoptera; Noctuidae. The transcript has 22 exons. The record is from RefSeq and is a predicted model, not a curated record. Gene Ontology annotation, cellular component: endoplasmic reticulum membrane.